AUGGCGAGACUAGAGAUUGACAUGGCCCAGAUCGAAGAUUUGUGGGGUGGAUGGGGCCGUGGCAUUGAAUUUGGGGUAGUGGUUUAUGGUCCCUUUAAAAGUCCUUAUACAAUGGGAGAUCCUUGUGGCUCAAGUAGUGGACCAGCAAUAUCAGUAGCAGCAAAUAUGGCAGCAGUGUCACUGGGAACCGAGACUGAUGCCUCUAUUUUAUGUCCGUCCAGUUAUAACUUGGUAGUGGGCAUCAAACCAACUGUUGGUCUCACUAGUCGAGCUGGAGUCAUACCAGUCUCACCAAGACAAGAUAGUGUGGGGCCCAUUUGUAGAACAGUAGCAGAUGCCGUUUAUGUUCUUGAUGCCAUUGUAGGCAUUGACCACUAUGACAAUGCAACAAUUGAAAUAUCACGGUACAUUCCAAAAGGUGGCUAUGCACAAUUUCUUAAGGCUGAUGGACUCCGAGCAAAGAAACAAGGCACAAUUCUGGUAGCCAAUUUGGAAAUAGCCAAUACUGACGAAAUCUAUAGCCCCACGAGCAGUGAAGGAACUGCAUUGGCAACUGAGUUUAAAAUAUCCAUCAAUGCAUAUCUAGAUGAGCUAGUGAGUUCCCCAGUCCGUUCUUUAGCUGAUUUGAUUUACUUCAACAAGAAAAACUCAAAAUUGGAAAAGUUAGAAUAUGGACAAGACCAGUUUGUAAAAGCUGAAGCAACAAGUGGAAUUGGAAAUGCAGAGAAGGCUGCGUUGGCAAAUUUAGCAAAACUGACUAGAGAAGGUUUUGUGGAGUUGAUAACAAAGAAUAAGCUAGAUGCAAUAGUGACUCCUGGUGUUAGUGUUUCUACUAUCCUUGCAAUCGGGGGUUUCCCAGGAGUAAUUGUCCCUGCAGGAUAUGACUCUGACGUGAAACCAUUUGGCUUAUGCUUUGGAGGACUAAAGGGUUAG
This is a messenger RNA of Quercus robur (English oak), 933 nucleotides long. RefSeq names its product probable amidase At4g34880. The record is from RefSeq and is a predicted model, not a curated record. Bases 1 to 933 code for a protein of 310 amino acids. The transcript has 6 exons. Lineage: Eukaryota; Viridiplantae; Streptophyta; Magnoliopsida; Fagales; Fagaceae.